GGUUCGUUAUAGGGCGCCGGUCUAUAGGGAGAAGCUCAUUGCAAUAUUAACCAGGUACAAUCACACUGUGGCAUUAUAUAUAUAGGCUAACAUCUUCGAGAAAUCAAUGGCAGAAUCACUGUGAUUCUCUUUACUGAAACACGAGAGGGGCAAUAGCUAUUGGUUAACAAAAAAAAAAAAAAAAAAAGAAAAAAGAAGGCCCGUAUGUUAUGGUAUUCUGAGCUUCAUUUAGCUUUGACGUUAUUCCAGUCUGCUGUCGUAAAAGAAGAAAUUGUUUAAUUUAAAAAAGAAAGUAAAAGCCCGGUACUCAAGAUGGAUGUUUUCAUGAAGGGAUUUUCCAAGGCUAAAGAAGGGAUGGCUGCUGCUGCAGAGAAGACCAAGGAGGGGGUUGCAGUGGCGGCUGAAAAAACAAAGGAAGGGGUCAUGUAUGUUGGGAGCAUGACCAAGGAAGGAGUUGUGCACGGUGUCACUUCCGUGGCAGAGAAGACAAAGGAGCAGGCCUCCCAGCUAGGGGGUGCUGUUUUCUCUGGGGCAGGUAACAUCGCAGCAGCCACAGGCCUGGUAAAGAAGGACGAAUUCCCCACUGACAUGAAGCCUGAGGAGCUGGGGCAGGAGGCGACGGAGGAGCCCCUGGGAGAGGCACUCUUGGAGCCCGAGAGGGAGACCUACGAAGAGGCCCCGCAGGAAGAUUAUCAAGAGUAUGAACCAGAAGCAUAAAGCUGAACAGGUUUCCCGGGCCAGUCAAACCAGCUACAGCACAAUACUACUAAAAAUACUACUUUUAAUAAUAAUAAUAAUAAUAAUAAUAAUAUCAACACCCCAACCCUCACAGUAACCCCUGGUGCAAAAAAAUAUAUCAUAUGAAUAUGUUCUUCCUUAAAAAAAAGAAGACAGUGAUCUUUCUCUAAUACAUUUGGAUUGCCAUGUUUUGUGUAAUGUGCUUGUUAUAGUAACUGAUAUUCAAUUGCGUUAGCUGGGUCUCAUUCCCUUGACUCCCUCCCAAUGAAAUGAGACCUGCGCUCACUGUGUGUAGACUAGUGUUGGUGUACUUGUGUGUGGUUUAGAUGUUUUUUAUCUCCUAGUAAAAACAAGAAUAAAAACCUCAGACAUGCCGAUAUACAAACAUGAAUCCUAGAGAGCUGUACAUUGCUUGUAUGUGAGGGUUAUCUUUUUUAUGUACUCCUUUAUUUAUUUGGUGUUUUCUACAUUGUAUCUUUACAGUUGUUCGUGAAAUCAUUCCAGUGAAGAAUCCUUAGAGACCAAACAAAACAAAAUUACA
Messenger RNA from Polyodon spathula (Mississippi paddlefish), 1279 nucleotides. RefSeq names its product beta-synuclein-like. Bases 313 to 717 code for a protein of 134 amino acids. NCBI's taxonomy places the organism in Eukaryota, Metazoa, Chordata, Actinopteri, Acipenseriformes, Polyodontidae. The record is from RefSeq and is a predicted model, not a curated record. Gene Ontology annotation, cellular component: cytoplasm; neuronal cell body; axon terminus. The transcript is spliced from 6 exons. Gene Ontology annotation, biological process: synapse organization; chemical synaptic transmission; synaptic vesicle endocytosis. Gene Ontology annotation, molecular function: cuprous ion binding.